GAAAUCAAAACAUGAAGCAUAGCUAUCGGUGGCAUUCUCUUGUUGCGAACACUUUUCACCAUGUAGUCAUUAGAGCUUGAAGUGAAGUGCUCAAAAGUGAAACGAUUUUAUCAAAAUACUACAAAUUUCGAUGGAACGAAACAUUGGUGCUAAAUCUGCGAGUGAUCUCGUCCUUUUAAACUUUACAUUAUUCGAAACAUAGUUCAAACUCAAAGAAAACAAAAAAAAUGCAUAAAUACAAUUACCACCCCGACGACAACGACGUAAACCACCUUGGCCGGGAUCUGUUUCUGGACAUUUUGACAAUAAUCGCAGUGUGCUGGAUUGCGUUUCGCGGCUGCUGCAAAUCUUGCUGCAAGCCCCAAACCAGGGAAACGGAGGAAGUGGUUCUUGCCAGUGUUGGUGCUGCCGCUGCCGCUGCCCCUGAGAUUGCCCUCACGACACUCAACUAUCCGAACACGGUGGAAAUUCCAAUCGGUGGCAACUACUCCGAACUGUGGGACGAGUGGAAUGGCAUGAAUGGAUUUCCGAGCCCGGGCCACGACCCACCGGUACAGCUCAGCCCGGACGAUUCGGGCCAGGAGCCCCCGCCCAGCUAUGACGAGGCCGUCAAUGGUUAUUGGACGCGGAUUUCUUCAAUGAUUCACGCUUGAAUGGUGCGGUUUCUUAGGGUUCAAGUGAGGAGGCAAAGGGUGAAAUUGGCGCAGUAACUUAUGAGACUGAGUUAGAAAUUAGUUUUUCUUUAGAAGAAAAAAAUAUAGUUUUUUUUUUGAAUUUCAUUAUUUAUUCGUUUAUUAUAUUUUAAAUAUUUAAUAAAAAAAUUAGUAUUUUUUUUAAAAUCAGGUAUUAUCAGCAAAUUGAAAACUAUUACAUUGCGUUGCAUUUUUGUUCCUCUGCUCUGGUUUAUUUAUAUUUCUUCAUAUUACACAUUUUUCAUUGAACAAAUCUAAAUUGUAUACAUGUAUAUCGAUUGUAUAUCGAUUGUACGUUAGGGUGUCCCAAAUAUGGAACAUGGCCGUGAAAUUUGAAAAAUAAUACAGUUCAGACUC
Culex quinquefasciatus (southern house mosquito) is the source of this 1049-nucleotide messenger RNA. RefSeq lists its product as uncharacterized. The transcript is spliced from 3 exons. NCBI's taxonomy places the organism in Eukaryota, Metazoa, Arthropoda, Insecta, Diptera, Culicidae. The record is from RefSeq and is a predicted model, not a curated record. Bases 228 to 653 code for a protein of 141 amino acids.